Ornithorhynchus anatinus (platypus) is the source of this 6360-nucleotide messenger RNA. RefSeq names its product 3-phosphoinositide dependent protein kinase 1 (gene PDPK1). NCBI's taxonomy places the organism in Eukaryota, Metazoa, Chordata, Mammalia, Monotremata, Ornithorhynchidae. Gene Ontology annotation, molecular function: protein serine/threonine kinase activity; ATP binding. The transcript has 14 exons. The record is from RefSeq and is a predicted model, not a curated record. The coding region runs from base 127 to 1785 and encodes 552 amino acids. Gene Ontology annotation, biological process: peptidyl-serine phosphorylation; intracellular signal transduction.
GCGGCGGCGGCGGCGGCGGUGGUGGUGCGGGCGCGGGAUGAGGGCGGCCAUUGCUGCGUGUCGGCCGCGGGCAGGAAGACGCUGAGGCCGGGAGCGGCCGGGCCGGGCCGGGCCGGGGAGGCGCCCAUGGCCAGGACCACCAGCCAGAUAUAUGAUGCCGUCCCCAUCCAGCCGGGCGUGGUUCUGCGCCCCUGCCCAUCCCCAUCCAUGGUGAGAGCACCGAGCGACGCCGCCCGCCAGGGAGCCAGCAUGGACGGCGCUGCCACGGCCGAGCCCCGGCCCGGUCCCCUCCCCCAGACCCCGGCCCAGCAGCCCCCACCACAGCCCUCUCAGCACCCACAGCCGCCGCAGCAGCCGCGCAAGAAGCGGCCCGAGGACUUCAAGUUCGGGAAGAUCCUCGGCGAGGGGUCCUUCUCCACUGUCGUCUUGGCUCGAGAAUUGGCAACCUCAAGAGAAUACGCCAUUAAAAUUCUAGAGAAGCGCCACAUCAUCAAAGAAAACAAGGUACCCUAUGUCACCCGAGAGAGAGACGUGAUGUCCCGCCUGGAUCACCCAUUCUUUGUAAAACUCUACUUUACCUUUCAGGAUGAUGAGAAGCUCUAUUUUGGCCUCAGCUACGCCAAGAAUGGUGAACUGCUUAAAUACAUCCGCAAGAUCGGUUCUUUCGACGAGACAUGCACCCGAUUCUACACCGCCGAAAUUGUCUCGGCCCUAGAGUAUUUGCACGGAAAGGGGAUCAUCCACAGGGACCUGAAACCAGAGAAUAUUUUACUAAACGAAGAUAUGCACAUUCAAAUUACAGACUUCGGAACAGCCAAAGUAUUAUCAGCAGAUAGCAAACAAGCCCGGGCAAAUUCAUUCGUGGGAACGGCGCAGUACGUGUCUCCAGAGCUGCUCACAGAGAAGUCGGCCUGUAAAAGUUCGGACCUGUGGGCUCUCGGCUGUAUAAUCUACCAGCUCGUAGCGGGAUUGCCGCCGUUCAGAGCGGGAAAUGAGUAUCUCAUAUUUCAGAAGAUCAUUAAACUGGAGUACGACUUCCCCGAAAAGUUCUUCCCCAAGGCCAAAGACCUCGUGGAGAAACUUUUGGUCCUCGAUUCUACCAAGCGGCUGGGCUGCGAGGAGAUGGGGGCCUACGGACCCCUGAAGGCCCACCCGUUCUUCGAGUCCUGCACGUGGGAGGACCUGCACCACCAGACGCCCCCCAAGCUGACCGCCUACCUGCCGGCCAUGUCCGAGGACGACGAGGACUGCUACGGGAAUUAUGACAAUCUGCUGAGCCAGUUCGGCGGCCUGCAAGUGUCCUCGUCGGCCCCCGAGGCUGGCCCGCCCCAGCGCUCCGGCAGCAACGUGGACCAGUACAUCCACGGCCUGGAUGGCAACGCCUUUGAGCUGGACCUGCAAUUCUCCCAAGACGAGAAGCGGCUACUGCUGGAGAAGCAGGCCGGCGGCAACCCCUGGCACCAGUUUGUAGAAAAUAAUUUAAUACUCAAGAUGGGUCCAGUCGAUAAGCGAAAGGGUCUGUUUGCCCGCCGCCGCCAGCUGCUCCUCACUGAAGGGCCCCACCUGUACUACGUGGAUCCCGUCAACAAAGUCCUCAAAGGGGAGAUCCCCUGGUCGCAGGAGCUGCGGCCCGAAGCCAAGAACUUCAAGACCUUCUUCGUCCACACACCCAACAGGACUUACUACCUGAUGGACCCAAGCGGGAACGCUCACAAAUGGUGCAAAAAGAUCCACGAGGUCUGGCGGCAUCGCUACCAGAGCCACCCUGACACCGCCGCUCACUAGGAAGGCCCCGGACUCCCCCCGCCCCUGGCUGCUAGACCUCUCCGUGAUCGGGCCCCUGCACCGGGCCCUCCCCCUCCCCCUCACCGGGCCCCCGGACGAGCCAUCUCAACGGGACCGAAAGCCUUCGUCCCUGUUGUUGCCGGUUUAUUUUGGGGUUUUUUUUUGUUUUAUUUUGUUUUGGUUUUGUUUUGGUUUUGUUUUUCUUUUUUUAAUUUAAGAAACAGACGAACAUCCAUGGAAUUCAGGGUUGCUUUGCUUGCUCUCUGGGCUUCUGUUGAGGCUUCCAGCCACCCGGCGCUGCAGUGAGCAUCCCGCUUUGGCGCCAUUCCGCCCGCCGCCGCCCAUGCCCCGUUCCUGCCCCACACUGGCGCCUGGGCUUUGGGCCGCCAGCUUCUCAGAGGAUCGUGGGAAACAAGUCCGUGCGCACUCGCCCUCCCUCCUCCUCUUCCUCAUCUUCCUCCUCCUCCUCCUCGCUUCCCGCCUUCCUUUUCCUCCUCAGUCACGUACUGGUGGGCCCUUCCAACGCAGCGGGACCCAGACCGAUCUGUGAUCUUUGCACCCCCUCACAUCUCAUCGUGGAAGGUGAUUUCCAUCAGGGGUCACUCGUCCCCCGCCGUCCAUGGGCUGACCCCUCUGGGGGUUUUUCCCUUGGUCAAGUUUGGUUUCUCCCCAUCCCUCCUGGCCUCCUCCCCAGCCUCCCUCCCUCCUUCCCUCCUGGCCUGCCCUCCAGCACACGCCUGGGACGCGGUGGUACCGAGCGAGAUGGCUGGAGUGGGGCGGCCGGCCGGCCUCUGCGCACAGCCCUGACAUUUUCUAAAAUUAAAAAGGAUCUCGGUGUCGGAGGGGCACAGAGUCGAAAACUGGUCAUUUCGACCGCCUCGGUCAGGGGCGUCGAAGCCCGCAGUCGGCUUCGGGGCCCGUCAGAGGAGAUGGGAUUUUGGCCCUUCCAGGGGACAAGAUGGCCAUCCCCGCUGUCAGUUAACUGCCAGGGACACCCAGGCCACGCUAUCACGAAAUGACCCUUAGAAGGCCCCAGGCUGGCUGUUAAACGGAGCAGUUGGGGGUGGCGGCGCCACAAAAACCAGGUCCCGAGGUGGAUGGAGCAGAGGGAACUCGGGUUCUAUCUUACCCGCCGCCGACUGUGGUGGCGGGGUGGCUACCAACGGCCCGCAGGUGUCCUCCCGGCCCAAAACCGCGGUCCAGCCCCUCCGGUAGCUCGGCGGAGAUAACGCCCUUUCCUUGAACUGAUUUCCCAAGAAGCGGACUCCGUUGCCAUCUCGGAGCCGGCCGGGCCCCGCAGGCAGGAGCCUCCGCCUGGAGAGAGCAGCGGGUACUCCCAGCUGGCUUGAGAGGGGCGGAGAGUCCACCCCCAACCUCCUUUUCUCCUCGUGGAGAAGGGUCCCGUCUGUUUCCAGCCCUCUUCUGAUUCCUAGGGUUCUUUAGGAAGUUGAAGCGGAAGGGGAGUCGGGACCUGCCGCAUUCAGUAGCCAUCGGCUCCUCGAGCCCAGCGGGACCGGGAUGGGACCACCCCCCGCCGGCCCCUCGGUGGACUGGGCGGCAUCCUCUUUCGCCCCCGGUGUUCGUUCAGUUACGUCGGAAGGAUUCUUCCCGCCUCCGGCCUAGCUGUCCCUCAAAGGGUGAACCCGGCAUCCCACCUGCCAGGGGUGCUGAGCCCCUCUCCCAGUCCAGCUUCCGGCCCGGCCCCCUUUCUCAAAACAUGGAUGGGCCCCAGGUGAAGCAUUUGAGGUCCAAGGGCCUCAGGGUGGGCCCGUUUGGCUCCCUCCGGCUCCCAGGCGGGGCGGGAGAUGGUUCAAGCCACGUUAUGGGAGUAAACGCCUGCCUGAGUCCCUAUCUCUCACGGGACAUAUAUAGGCGGAGUGGGGCGCCUCUGGGUCAACCGCCCUGUGAUUUCGGGUCUCAGACGCGCUGUGGCCUUAGGCCUAGAACCGCCUAUUGUCCAACGUGAACCAGAUUUUGCUGGCCAAUGGUUUUUGGAACCGACUUCACCCCUAUCGGUCUGGGCCCUGGGAACGUUUUGGGGUAGGUGGAAGUGUCCAUGGGGAUGGUGGGUGAGGGCACCUCCUCCCCCCGCCCUUUCCAGAGAUGGGUGCAAGAGGGGGUGUGAGGCAGGGGAGUUCCUCGGUUACCGUGUGACCUCCCCUCGGGGGGUGAGGUGGGUGUCGAGGGCUUCGAGUUCUCGUCACCCAGGGGCAAAAGCCAGACCGAGGCCCAGGGCCGGGCUAGGAGAGGUGGCCACCUGGGUGGCUCUUCUGUUUGCUCUGAGAGGAAAAAAAGCUUCGCGAUCCAGUAAUUCAUCCCGACAGGUAGCACUCCGAGAGCCGGAGGGAAGGAGCCAGGAGUCAUUUGUUGCCUGAAACCCUGGUUCCCACCCCCUGGCUCUCCGAGCGGGUUGUUAAUCCGGUUUCAUGUGUCUCUUUCCGGGCCGGCAGACUCUCGGGAAGGCAGAGCUGAAGGAACGGGUGUUUCGUGCAUUUUUUUUCCCCCUCUCCGCACUUCAUCAUUAGCCCCCCAUGGCUGGUGGAUUAGCUGGGUUGGAUCCCUCCAGGCUGGGCCUCGGAAUGAGGCCGUCUUUUAUAGCUCCUCAUUGCACGUGUCAGAUGGGGCUCAGGCAGCUGCACCCUCUGGACCUUGGCAGAAAGUUGUGCCAGACUUCCACUAGACUCCCAGGGCUUCUGGCCUCCGACCAGGUCGGGAAACGCUGGAGGAAAGAUCCGAGAUGGAUGCGGGUCAGAGCCGUGUGUCGAUGAUUGAGCGAGUUGGAAGCCGACCGGUUCUCGGCCUCCCCCGGAGGCCACCCCGCCAGGCGCCCCCACCACUGUAUCUCUAGGCCCAGCUCCGUGAGCGUGGUCGGGGGUUACCGUCUGGCUGGCGGAUCGGUCCCUCCCUUCACCAUCCUCACCCGGGGAACCGGUGGUGGAUCCUGGCACAUCGGGAAUGAAGCCACCGGGCCCAGAGACACGCUCCUCCGUCGGGGGAAAACGGUCCCGGACUACCGAGGGGGUGGGUGGGUGGACACCUCAUUCCGGCCAUCAGCGGGCAGGGUACCGGACUAGGCCCUUGGGAGGACCGCGGACAGUCGUGGAGAAAUCAGACCCACCCGGGCCAGAGGCUGGGCCCCUGGGCUCCACGGCCCCAGAGGAGCUGCCAUCUCCCUGAGGACGCUGAGAUCGGGGAGGGGUGUAGUAAGGGAAGUAGGAAAGGAAGGCGCCCCUCACCUCCAAACCUCAACCCAUCGAUCGAUAGCUUUUUGUCCUGGCAUCGGGCCCGUGCUCGAGCCCUUCCUGAAUCAACUUGCGAUUGUAGCGAUGCGAUACAUCUCUCCCCGUCUCCGAUCCCUUCCCCACCCCGCAUGACCCCAGCCGCCGAGGGUGCCGAUUCUCCCCCUUGCCCUCUGCUGGCCCUCGGAGGGUCCCCGCCACCACCCUUUACUUGGAGAUCCAUUGGUUCCGAACAGCUUGCCGAAGGUACUAUAUUUUCCAGACGCUCACCCCCGCCCCCACCCCGGGUCUCCGUCUCCCUUCUUUCCGCGCUCUCGGCUUGCCGAGCUUGCCGGCUUUUUUGGUGGGCGGGGAUGGCUCUCUCAGCAAGUGUUUCUGUGGUCAGAGUGAGGGACCCUUUCCCUUUGGGCACCUAUCCAGCGGUCACUCACCCAGCACAGCCCUGGGUAGACUCUUUCUCGGUAAGCGAUGGACUGGGUCGGCCAGAGCGCUCCAACUCCAGCCCAGCUAGGAAACCCCGGGGGGACGGAAGGCCGGGACUCCCUCCCCCCACCCCCCCAAUCCUCCACACCCUCUUUCUCUCUGACCCGUUAAUUUAUUUCUUCAGUCUCCCAAGAAACCCCUGCACAGCGAACCUAUUUCUAAAUAGGAGGAGGCGGUUUGGGUAGGCGGGACCCCAACUGAUGAUUCCGAGCAGAGGAUUCUUUUCCCCGCAGGCUGUCGGAUUGGAUGUCGUCCAACCCUCAGAGCGGGGGCAGUGCGGAGGCCGUCUCCCGGCCACUUGAAACGGGGCGAGUAGGAUGCGUUUUGGUCAUCCGUAAGCUGGCGGUGGGUUAGAGCCCGCGAAUUAUCCUCUACCCGGUCCGUAGCCGUGACUGGGGUGAACAGGCAAAGCAAAACGAAAAAACAACCAACCAACCAACCAGCAAAAGACCUUAUGGAAACAGAAGCAAAUAAUGCAAGGACAGGACACACACUUUUGUAUUUUUAUUCUUAUAUGAGGUUAUUUGCCGGCUCUCGUCGGCCUCUAGUUCAGUCUGUGUUAUUUAAAUUCUAAUAUAUGAAUUAUUUGGAUUGGAUUCAUGUUCGGGCCCCGUUGUUGUAUGUAUUGAUGUACAGCCUUGAAUGUGAAUAAUUAUUGUAAACUCUAUUUUACAACUUGUUUUCUGGCUUUGUUAUAUAUAAAUUUUCUAUUUGGUCCAUGAUUUAAUCAUAUCUCAUAAUUUAAUGAACCUUAUUCUCCUCUUUCCAAAUAUUUGUGCUUUAGAUGUAGUUACUGAAUGAUGACUUUUUCACAUAUGCUCGCUAGUCUUGUAAUAAAACGCAUGUAGGGUUC